AAGGCUGACGCUCUGCCUACUGCACGGAAGAGGCCUGGCUGCCUACUGCACGGAAGAGGCCUGGCUGCCUACUGCACGGAAGAGGCCUGGCUGCCUACUGCACGGAAGAGGCCUGGCUGCCUACUGCACGGAAGAGGCCUGGCUGCCUACUGCACGGAAGAGGCCUGGCUGCCUACUGCACGGAAGAGGCCUGGCUGCCUACUGCACGGAAGAGGCCUGGCCGCCUACUGCACGGAAGAGGCCUGGCCGCCUACUGCACGGAAGAGGCCUGGCCGCCUACUGCACGGAAGAGGCCUGGCCGCCUACUGCACGGAAGAGGCCUGGCCGCCUACUGCACGGAAGAGGCCUGGCCGCCUACUGCACGGAAGAGGCCUGGCCGCCUACUGCACGGAAGAGGCCUGGCCGCCUACUGCACGGAAGAGGCCAGGCCGCCUACUGCACGGAAGAGGCCAGGCCGCCUACUGCACGGAAGAGGCCAGGCCGCCUACUGCACGGAAGAGGCCUGGCCGCCUACUGCACGGAAGAGGCCUGGCCGCCUACUGCACCGAAGAGGCCUGGCCGCCUACUGCACCGAAGAGGCCUGGCCGCCUACUGCACCGAAGAGGCCUGGCCGCCUACUGCACGGAAGAGGCCUGGCCGCCUACUGCACGGAAGAGGCCUGGCCGCCUACUGCACGGAAGAGGCCUGGCCGCCUACUGCACCGAAGAGGCCUGGCCGCCUACUGCACCGAAGAGGCCUGGCCGCCUACUGCACCGAAGAGGCCUGGCCGCCUACUGCACCGAAGAGGCCUGGCUUCAGAUUAGAAGGCUGACGCGCUGCCUACUGCACCGAAGAGGCCUGGCUGCCUACUGCACCGAAGAGGCCUGGUUUCAGAUUAGAAGGCUGACGCGCUGCCUACUGCACCGAAGAGGCCUGGCCGCCUACUGCACCGAAGAGGCCUGGCUUCAGAUUAGAAGGCUGACGCGCUGCCUACUGCACCGAAGAGGCCUGGCCGCCUACUGCACCGAAGAGGCCUGGCUUCAGAUUAGAAGGCUGACGCGCUGCUUACUGCACCGAAGAGGCCUGGAGGACUCUAGGGCAUACAGUCUGAAGAAGGGCCAGUUGGAGAGGGACUAUGUCCAGGCUCUGCAGAAGCUGGCCAGUCAGUACCUGAAGAGGGAUUGGCCAGGCAUCAAACCAGAGGACCAAGGCACAGACUACAGGAAUGUGUAUGCUGUGUGGCGGUCCUAUCUGAAGGGGACAGUACAGGUGACUCAGUCUCGCAUCAACGUGUGUGACAACUACAAGAAUGAGAUCUCAGAUCCUGCUAAAACUGUACGGCUAUACAAGGAACAGCAGCUCAACAAGAGUAUAGAACAGUUGAAUCGUAUCCAGGUGGAGCUUCAGGACUCUGUGAAAGACCUGGCCAAAGCCAAGAAGAAAUACUACGACUCAGAACAGGUGGCUCAGGCCGUUCGAGAGAAGGCUGACAUCGAGGCCAAGUCAAAGCUGGGUCUGUUUCAGUCCAGGAUUAGUUUACAGAAAGCCAACGUUAAGUUGAAAGCCAAGAGGAGUGACUGUAACUCUAAAGCAACCCAUGCCAGGAAUGACUAUCUGUUAACCUUGGCAGCAGCCAACGCUCACCACGACCGCUACUACCACACAGACCUGCUGCACUGUAUACAGGAGUUGGAUGGCGGGAUAUAUAACCAUGUGAAAGACUAUCUGAUCUCUAUCUGUCAGACAGAGCUGGAGGCCUUUCAGGUCAUACACAACACCUUCCAGUUCCUACUGGACAAAUCCACCGGGUGAGACAGCUGUGUGGUGCAGGAGUUUAACCAGCAGCUCUUCAUGCAGGAGAACCCUGUGUUUCAUAAAGCACAAGACUUCCAGUUCCAACCCAGUGACUGUGACACGAGUCGUAAGUUGGAGACAGACACGGGGAGCCCGACAGAGGUGCACAGUCUGAACAAGGAGGCCAGGAAAUGGGCAACCAGAAUGGCCCGAGAACACAAGAACAUUGUCCACUACAAGAGAGUGACCUGGAGGAAUGUGAGACACUGGGGAGUUCCUCAAACAGAGCAGGGCCGGCUUGAUCUGGAGCUGAAGAUAGAGGAUACCAAAGAGAACAUCCGCAAGGCUGAGGUGCUAAAGCUGAAGGCAGAGGCUCGUUUGGACCUGCUGAGACAGGUGGGCGUUGCCGUGGAUACCUGGCUGAAGAGCGCCAUGAACCAGGUGAUGGAGGAGCUGGAGAAUGAGCGCUGGGCUAUGCUAAACUACACUACCCACGAUCCCUCACUCUCGGGCCCAGUUGAUCUGGAGCGGUCGGAGGGUGAGGAGUGUGAGGAGAACAUGGAGGUGUUUGAUGACAGCAGCUCCAGCCCCUCUGGGACUCUCAGGAACUACCCACUCACCUGCAAAGUCCUCUACUCAUACAAGGCAUCUCAGCCAGAUGAGUUGAGUAUAGAGGAGCAUGAGAUGUUGGAGGUGAUAGAGGAUGGAGACAUGGAGGACUGGGUCAAGGCGAGAAGUAAGACAGGGCUGAUUGGCUACGUCCCAGAGAAGUAUCUUCAGUUCCCCACCUCUAGCAGCCUACUGAGCAUGCUCCAGUCUCUCGCUGCGUUGGACGCUCGCUCACACACCUCCUCCAACUCCACCGAGCCAGAGAUACACACUGGCAGCAUCAACGGAGACGCCAGCUUGAGUUUUGUGAGGGCACUGUAUGACUACGAUGGUCAGGCGGAUGAGGAGCUGUCCUUCCCAGAGGGGGCUGUCAUCCAUCUGCUGAACAGAGACACCCAAACAGACGAUGGCUUCUGGGAGGGAGAGUUCAACGGACGAGUGGGAGUCUUCCCUUCUGUACUGGUGGAGGACCUGACUGAGAGCAGAGAGAACAGAGUAGACAAACUGAUCUCUCCAUCUUCGAGGCUGCCCUCCUCGUUGCCCCCCCUCCCUCUGUAUGAUCAGCCCCCCUGCAGCCCCUACGCCACCCCAGACACCCCCACCCCUCCGCUCCUCCCUCGAUCUCCCUCUGUCAAUGGGGAACACAAGCCACCUCCCACAAUGUUCAAGGGACCCACUCACAAUCAUAGUCCAGUGUCUCCAGAGUUCCCCCAGCCCUCCCGGUUCACCCCGACGGAGGCAUCAGCACACUACGACCUGUCCGUGCAGCACCUCCGCCCCCCAAGCAGAAACCUCGCAAACAGACAGAGAAGACUGAGGAGGUGGAGAUCACACUGGUGUGACAGACAGACAGACAGAGAAGACUGAGGAGGUGGAGAUCACACUGGUGUGACAGACAGACAGACAGACAGACAGACAGACAGACAGACAGACAGACAGACAGACAGACAGACAGACAGACAGACAGAGAAGACUGAGGAGGUGGAGAUCACACUGGUGUGACAGACAGACAGAGAAGACUGAGGAUGUGGAGAUCACACUGGUGUGACAGACCGACAGAGAAGACUGAGGGCGUGGAGAUCACACUGGUGUGACAGACAGACAGAGAAGACUGAGGAUGUGGAGAUCACACUGGUGUGACAGACCGACAGAGAAGACUGAGGACGUGGAGAUCACACUGGUGUGACAGACAGACAGAGAAGACUGAGGAUGUGGAGAUCACACUGGUGUGACAGACAGAGAGACAGCAGGGCACAGACCUGGAUGACUGAACUUUGAACUGGGCUUCACCUCUACGCUUUGAACCCUGGAACCCCCUCCCCUACCUCCCUCCACUGGGAAGAAACAUGGGAAGGAAGAUGGUUCUGUCUCCAAGCAA
Molecule: messenger RNA, 3760 nt
Organism: Oncorhynchus keta (chum salmon)
Lineage: Eukaryota; Metazoa; Chordata; Actinopteri; Salmoniformes; Salmonidae
Product: F-BAR and double SH3 domains protein 2-like
Exons: 19
Biological process (GO): neuromuscular synaptic transmission; regulation of actin filament polymerization
Cellular component (GO): neuromuscular junction; recycling endosome
Molecular function (GO): protein binding
Source: RefSeq, a predicted model, not a curated record